This is a messenger RNA of Eurytemora carolleeae, 9143 nucleotides long. RefSeq names its product putative Polycomb group protein ASXL3. The record is from RefSeq and is a predicted model, not a curated record. The transcript has 5 exons. NCBI's taxonomy places the organism in Eukaryota, Metazoa, Arthropoda, Copepoda, Calanoida, Temoridae. Gene Ontology annotation, biological process: positive regulation of transcription by RNA polymerase II; animal organ morphogenesis. Gene Ontology annotation, cellular component: PR-DUB complex. Gene Ontology annotation, molecular function: DNA binding; chromatin binding. Bases 100 to 8898 code for a protein of 2932 amino acids.
AACUACUAUUACAACAGAUUCAGCUCAGGAACAAAAAUGGCGUAAAAAGAAGAGAUAGACAUGAAAACUAAAAGAUUUUCCCCCUAGCAUCAGUGUUCUAUGAUGGCCAUCAUGCAGGAGGACAUUCUAAAGUUUGGAGUGAGAACUAGAAAGAGAAAUAAAUCAAUAAAAGAAUCAGCUAAACUGGUUCUUGAAUCGAUGCCCCAGAUUCCCAUCCAUGUUGCUGAGAUAAAGAAGUUGAUCAUCAAGGACCAGAUAUCUCCGGACUCAUCUCUUAACGAGGACCAGCUUCUCAACGUCCUAACAUCCAAUGCUUGUGGAAGAAAUCCAACCUUCUUCAAAGCCUUCGGACACAAUGAAGUUUUCGGGCUGAAGAGUUGUAUACCAGAGGGAGGGACGGUGGUGGAGAUAGUUGAGAAGGUUCCUGUUGAGGGUGCAGGGGUGGAGGAACAGGUUCAGUACAGACAGGAAGGGGUUCUCUAUGUACACCUGCCUGACGGUCAUCCUGUGAUAACUGGUUCAGCGCCCAGUGAUGAUGAGAAUUUACAGAUUAUGAGUGAAGAAUGUGCUCCAGAGGAAAUGACUCUCGAUCCUCUUAGUCUCGAGGCCGAGAUAAUAAUAGGAGAUUCUGGUCCUCAGGAGGCUGAUCUGGAGCUUGAGUGUGAAUCUCAACUAAACCUCGAAGCGGACGAGCUCAAGAGAGGAAGAACUAAACCUAAACCAGACGAGGACAUGGAGAUAGUUACCAUAGAGGACGACGAGAAACCUUCAAGUUCAAGACGACACAAUCUUCGUCCUCAGAGAACCAACAAACAUCUUCAUGCUCUUAAACAGCAGGUUAAACGAAGGAAGAAAAAUACCAAUGUUGCAGCUGGGAUUGCUCUACCCCAGAGAGUAACCUCUAGACGGUCUACUCUAGCUACAGGAGAAAUUGAGGUUCCCUUCAAACCCUUCCUCUCCGAGCUGAACAAGAAUCCUAAGACGAUGAAAGAGGUUCUGAGCUCCAUCCCUAACUUUAACCACAGAAAACUGAAGUUUAAUAAGAACCCUAAAAAAGUGUCCUGUGCCCAAAUGAUACAGCAAACUAAGGAAGGAUCAAUAAACCUUGAAGCUCCCGAAUCCAUUCUUGGACAAGUAAACCUUAGAACUUUGUUAAACAAAAAUACAUUUUCCCGUCUUCCUCCUCUUUACCAGUUCAAGUUGAUGCAGCUUCUCCCUCAAACAGAUCAAAUAUAUGAUGAGACUCGAGGACUCCGUCUUAAUUCAUCAGCUUUCAAUAAUGAAUUCUUUGCUAAAGCUUGUCAAGAGUGGAGAGAACGGUUACUACGCGGAGACUUUACUCCGGAGGCUUUACAGAAAGCUAAAAACGAGCUUGAUAGUGAUAAACGGAAAUUUGAUCCAUGGAAAUCAAAACAUUUUGAGCCCCUGUGGGGUAUGAAGAGAAGUUAUGACUUAAAUAAUCUUAUACCUAAACUAGACAAACUUGAGGACUCUGAACCCCUGGAGCUAAACUGUGAUAUUUUAAAAAGUGAAAAAUCAGAUGUGAUAAAAGAACCAGUGGUUGGUAAUGUUAAUCUAGUUGAACCUGUCGUGGUGUUGCAUGAUGUCGGAGAUGUGGAGACUGGGAUGGAUUGUGAAGAGGAGACCUUAAUAAUUUCUCCCAAUAAAUCUCCAAGGGUUACAGUGGCCGACACUACUGAGGAGAUAGUAGAUUUAGCUGAACCUGCUGCUAAGAGAAGAAAGCUGGAGUUUAAUGAUCAACAUAAACCAGAGAAAACUUUUAUCGAUCCAAUUCUAGAAAUGGAUUCAAGGUUUGAUAUUUUAUUAGAAGAAUCUCAGCAGGAUCAGGGUAACAACUUAACAGAUUCCUGCUCUGGUGUCAAGUCUGAACCAGAGCAAGAAGAUUCAAGGCUAGAUAUUGAACCGGAGACAAUUCUAACCAGAUUCGAGGAAAUAAUUUCUGACAAGAAUUUGAAAGAAUGUUUGGAAAUGGUUCAGAGCAGUUCAGUAGAGAAUGAAACGAUAUUGUCUAGUCUAGUUGGGGAUGUUAAGAAGAAGGAGAAUGAAUCUGAUAAGGCUAAUGAUAAUGAUGAGGAGGAAACUGAAUCUUAUAAGAAUAAUGAUAAUGAUGAGGAGGAGACUGAAUCAAGACUAGAAGAUAAACCUGGAAACAAGGAGGAAGCAUAUUUACCGAAGCAGAUUGAUUCAAGACAAAGUUCGUCCGAGGAUUCAAUACCUGCUCCUCAUCUCACUCCAGAGGAAGCUUUUAACAGUCUUGACUCUGAUGCCCACAGUGCCCCUCCGACCCUCUCCCCGAAUGGAUCUCAUUUUGAAAACAUUACAUACGAAAAUCCGGGAAGCAUUAUUUCAGAAAAUCCGUCCGAUGAUGAUAAAUCGGUAAAGGCUGAAUCUGAACUGAGUCAGACUAAUUUGGAUUAUUUAUCCCACAACCUGAGAUUCAGUAUAGACUCAGCAGAUUCAAGCAAUAUCAGGAAUAGUGUGGAGUCAUCUGAGUCAGAGAUAGAGGUUACAAAGGCUCCAUGUUCUCAAGAUAGUCAGAGCUCCAGGAGAACAGAAACCAGUAACCCGGAGAAUGUGGUUACAAUUGAGCAGGACGACUGCUCCUCAGAAGCAAAUAAUUCUGUAAAUCCUGAUACUGAUGAUCAAAGCACAUUGGACAAUUCUCCGGGUACAGAGGAAAGCACUAAGUCUUCUAGGUCAUCACCAGCUCUUGAUGUAGACGAGGUUGAAAACCAUAUACUAACCUUUGCUCACUCCAACUCCUCUUCAUCUUGUUCUACCCCUACUCCCUCCCUCUCCAGUUCUACUUCUAUUCCCACUCCAUCCUCAUACAGCUCUACUCCCACAUCAUCAUAUUAUUUGCCUACUCCCACUCCAUCUUUUUCAGGAAACUUCAAAUUAACUCCACUCUCCAGUGUUACUAGUUCUAACCUUCAAUCCACUCCUUCUAACCCUGGAGAAGCCAGAUGUACUUUAACCUUGACACCCCAGCCUAGUGAACCAUCAGGAGUAUUUAAACCAUCUGGAGGACACCAGAACAUUCGUUUCAAUAAACUUCCUUCUAACAUCCAGCUCCCUACCGUACCUCUUCCUGUCUCAGAUCUAGGUUUUAUGGUGACAGCAGCAGAUACAUCUGAACCCAGUUCAACCAUACAGUGGAGUUCAUCAUCUCCUGGUGUACCUGGAGCUGGAUCAGGUGUCCCUCCUCCGACUCUAUCCCGGAGCUCCCCUUCUCCUCUGUACUCAACCUGUUCCCAAUCUACGGUUACUGUCACGGGUUCAACGAAUACACAUGGAUCACAGGAUAUUAAGGGAUCACAAGCAUAUCAGAUAAAAGUUUCAAGAGCUGGCGGCGUAAUUGAACCCACAGGGAGUAUAAACCCUCACAGUUCUACAGGGAGUAUAAACCUCCAGCGGUCCUAUGAGAUAUGCAAGGCUGUAGUUGAGAAAUCAGUAAACCGUGCUCAGGUUCAGAACCAGCUCCUACCUCCUCCCUCCAGCCCUCUCCCCCUCCAUCUACCUCCAGGAAUGAUUCUCAUCCCUAACGACAAGCAACCUAGAUUCUCCAGUCAAACCUUUGCUAUUCGAGGAUUAUCUGGAAAUGGUUUGACCGGGAUGAGAAUACGGGUUCCUGUCUCCGGAUCCCCGCUCUAUCAGCAAACUUUAAUCUCCCGACCCGUCCUUCCUAGUGCUGGUUCAAUCUCUCUACCAUGGACGGACACAGGAAAUGGUAACGCCACUCCGUCCCAGGUCAGUCUCAGCAAUUCUGGAUUGAUGUUGUCAAGCUCUCCACUAACCCUGAUAAGUUCUAGUCCUGGUGUAUCCUACCUGGAAACUUCCAACACAUCAACAACAGUAAGUGGUCUAGUAUUGAGUUCAACUAACUCAACCCAUAGAGUGCAACCUAUCUUUAAUAAUUCACCUUUCUUUUCUAAUCUUUCCAAUCUUUCUUCUUCUUCUUCUUCUUCUUCCUCGCACCUUUCCAGCACUCAGCACUCCUCUGCUGUUGGAGAACAGUUGGUACUCCGGUAUCAGGUUCUUCCUUCUCAACUUUUGGGUUCUUCACCCGUCUACCUGCAAUCCUUUUCUCAACCCGUCUCACCCAUGCAAUCUUUACAGGUUUCAGUACAGAACACAUCUAACCGGUUGCAGGUCCGCAAUCUACCUUCUCCAUCCUCUCCUCGACCCUUUAACACCAAUCUCCUGGUUCACCAGAUCAAUAAACCCCUGGUUCACCAACAGCUGUCCGGAUUAAAACCUACGGUGAUGUACAGAAGAUUGAGACCAACCAUGCAGAAUGUCCAAACCUCACAAUUUCUCCAACCCCAGCAAAUCAUUCUGAAACAUUCUCCGGAGCAGUCGGUUCAACUUCUCUCCUCCAACUCUGGCGUAAAGACUGUGAUGAAAACUACCCUGAUCCCCCGGUCCACCUUCUCCGAGUCCCAGAUCAACUCUAUCUUGAAGCAGAUGGUUCCCGAGCCUCCCAACCCUGGAAGCAUCAAUGUCGAAGAGAAAGAACGUGCUCAGGCUAUGGCUGCCGUUGCAGUCUCUAACUACGAGGCUCAUGGACCUGAAGUUCAGCUCCAGUCUGCAAUAUCACCAAUACUCCAGUCUCAAGAUCAAACUGAGACCCUGACACUGCACGCUGGAGAGGGUUCAAGUAUGGAGAGUAUUACAAUUCCUGAGAUUCCAGAAAGGUUCUUGGUUCCAAAGCUGUCGGAGCAAAACCUGACAGAAACCUUGAAGAUGAUUUCUCAGUCUGGGAUGAACCUAGCUCCAGGUAGAUAUGUUCUCAUUCAGAACCAAGCAGGUCAACUCAUUCCUCUCCCAGCCAGCCAGAUACUUCCUCUUCAAGCUAACCAGAGACUUGCUGUACCAUCCUCACAGAUAACAGCUGCAUCAUCCUCGAAGUGUACUGCUGUACCAUCUUCAUAUAUUUCAGCUGUACAAUCGUCACAGAUUUCAGCUCUACCAUCUUCACAGAUUACAGCCGUGCCAACCACAACGAUCUCAGCUGAACAAUCAUCACAGAUAACAGCUGUAGCAUCUUCAGAGAUUUUAGCUGCACCAUCCUCACAGAUUUCAGCUGUACCAGCCUCACAGAUAACAGCUGUUCAUGACAGCCAGAUACUUCCUCUUCAAGCUAACCAGAAACUAGCUGUACCAUCUUCACUGAUUCCAGCCAAUGCAUCAUCACAGAUUCCAGCUGUACAACUAUCACCAAUUCCAACUUUACCAUCCUCACAAAUUUCAAUUGUACCAUCUUCAAUGAUUACAACUGUUCCAUCCUUAGAGGUUAAAGAUGUAGACUCCUCACAUAUUUCUUCAGCUGUACCAUCCUCUAAGUCUUCCUCUGUUCCAACCUCUCAGAUCUCACUUGUCCCACCUUUAACUCUCCCAACAUUAACUCAACCUACCCUUUCCCCAAGUAGUCAUAUUAAUGUUGUUCCAGUUACACAUGUUCAAACUGUUCCAUUAACCCAGGAUAUCACAUCUACACAGAUCUUAUCUGUCCCAUAUACUAAAGUUCCAAGCGUCCCACCAACUGCAGUUCGUAAUGUCCCACCAACCCCUGUUCAAGGAUUCCCGCCAUCUCAAGUUCUCGAGGUUCAAUCAAAUCAGUUGUUGAUUACAAUGGAGAAAAUUGAACAAGAUCUAUCCACUGUUUCUCCAAUAUUAGAAUCAUUAGAUUCUUCUGAAAAUACUUUACAAGCAAUAAAUACGGUUAAUCAAGUCAUUGAUACAGGUUCUAACAUUUCUUCUGCCAUAGACGAACAUAAAUCUAAUUCGGAGCCUUCAACGCCUGGUUUACCUCUUUCAGCUGAACUAGUUUCUCCUUCAACAAAGCCUACGUCUAUUGUAGUUGAACAAGUUUCUCCUGAAUUAGAACAAGUCUCGAAUUUAUUCGCUGAAAUAGAAUCUACUCCAUCAAAUCAUUCCUCUCCUCAAGGAGAAGAAGGUCUAAAGCAAGAAACAGAUUCUUCGGGAACAGAUUAUCUAACAGAAACAGAUCAUCUAACAGAAACGGAUCAUCUAGCAGAAACGGAUCAUCCAACAGAAACAGAUAAUCCAACAAAAAAAGAUCAUAUAACAGAAAAAAAUCAUCCUAGAGAAACAGAUAUAUCACCGGAAAAAGACCAGUCUAAGGAAAUAUUACAUUUUCCUUCUGCAGAACAAUCUGGAUUUUCAAAAGUAGACACAAAAACUUCUUUUCAAGCAGAAAUAAGUUCAAUCUCAGCAGAAAUAAUGUCUCCUCCAGCAGAAGUGGGUUCUUUUCCAGCAGAAAUACGUUCUCCUCCAGCAGAAAUAGGUUCUCCUCCAGCAGAAAUAGGUUCUCCUCCAGCAGAAAUAGGUUCUCCUCCAGCAGAAAUAGGUUCUCCUCCAUCAGAAAUGGGUUUUCCUUUGAAAGAAAUAGAUUCUCCUCCAGCAGAAAUAGGUUCUCCUCCGGCAGAAAUAGGUUCUCCUCCAUCAGAAAUAGGUUCUCCUCCAUCAGAAAUGGGUUUUCCUUUGAAAGAAAUAGAUUCUCCUCCAGCAGAAAUAGAUUCUCCUCCAGCAGAAAUAAUUUCUCUUCCAACAGAAUUUUUGUGUUCUUCAGCAGAAAUAAUGUCUUCCUCCACAGAACCCGUGAUUUCUUCUGGAGAAAAGAUCUCUCCUUUUUCAGAAAUACUGAAGUGUUCAACAGAACUAGACCCUCCAGCAGAAUUUACAUCUCCUCCAGCAGAUCAAUUAUCUCCUCCAGUAGAACAAUUAUCUCCUCCAGAAGAACAGUUAUCUCCUCCAGCAGAUCAAUUAUCUCCUCCAGUAGAACAAUUAUCUCCUCCAGAAGAACAAUUAUCUCCUCCAGUAGAUAAAUUAUCUCCUCCAUUAGAACAAAUAUCUCCUCUAGCAGAUCAAUUAUCUCCUCCAGCAGAACAAAUAUCUCCUUUAGCAGAACAAAUAUCCCCUACAGCAGAACAAAUAUCUCCUCCAUUAGAACAAAUAUCUCCUCCAGUAGAACAAAUAUCUCCUCCAGCAGAAAAAAUAUCUCCUCCAGCAGAACAAAUAUCUCCUUCAGCAGAACAAGUAUCUCCUCCAGCAGAUCAAUUAUCUCCUCCAGCAGAUCAAUUAUCUCCUCCAACAGAUCAAUUUUCUCCUCCAGCAGAUCAAUUAUCUCCUCCAGCAGAUCAAUUAUCUCCUCCAACAGAUCAAUUUUCUCCUCCAGCAGAACAAUUUUCUCCUCCAGCAGAUCAAUUAUCUCCUCCAGCAGAACAAUUUUCUCCUCCAGCAGAACAAUUUUCUCCUUCAGCAGAACAGAUAUCUCCUUCAGCAGUAAAAUUAUCUCCUCCAGCAGAACAAAUAUCUCUAUCAACAGAACCAGUUUCUCAUAUAGUAGAACAAGUUUCUCACACAGAAGAACAAGUUUUCCAUACACCAGAACAAUUUUCUUACAUAGAAGAACAAGUUUAUCACACAGAAGAACCAGUUUCCCUUCCAGAAGAACCGGUUUCUCAUACAAUAGAACAAUUUUCUUACAAAACAAAUCAAGUUUCUAACUCAGAAGAGCAAGUUUCUCACACAGAAGAUCCAGUUUCUUCCAUAGGAGAACAAGUUUCACCCACAGCAGAACAAGUUUCACCCACAACAGAACAAGUUUCUCACAAAGCAGAACAAGUUUCUCACACAGCAGAUCAAGUUUCUCACAAAGUAGAACAAGUUUCUCAUCCAGAAGAACAAGUUUCCUCUCAGCCAACUUCUUCCCAACUCAAAACUCCCCAAUUCCAGGUUCCAAGUAUAUCUGAACCUACUCAACCCCAGACUCAAAGUAUAUCUGAACCUACUCAAACUCAACUCCAGGGAACAAGUUUAUCUGAACUUACUCCUGCUCAACUCCAGGAUACAAGUAUAUCUGAACCUACUCCUACUCAACUCCAGGCUACAAGUUUAUCUCAAUCUACUCCUACUCAACUCCAGGUUCCAAGUAUAUCUGAACCUACUCCUACCCAACUCCAGGGAACAAGUUUAUCUGAACCUACUGCUACUCAACUCCAGGAUACAAGGUUAGCUGAACCUACUCCUCAUCAACUACUGCCUCCAAGUAUAUCUGAUCCUACUCCUCAUCAACUACUGGCUCCAAGUAUAUCUGAACCUACUCCUCAUCAACUACUGGCUCCAAGUACAUCUGAACCUACUCCUCAUCAACUACUGGCUCCAAGUAUAUCUGAACCUACUCCUCAUCAACUACUGGCUAAAAGUAUAUCUGAUCCUACUCCAACUCAAUCCCAGGCUACAAGUUUAUCUAUACCUCCUCCCACCCAAAUAACAACACCAUUACAAUCUAGUAGAGACCAUUCCGUAAAUAUUUACCAAUCUACAUCUAAAUCUGAUUCUUCUCUUCCUAACAUUUCAUUGGAAUCUGCUGCAUUUUCUCCUUCAAGCUCCAUUGAUCCCCCCUUUUCAACAAGUGUACUGGAACCAACUCAACCUCAGGCUAUAAAUGCACCUGAAUCUACAAGUAAGGAUGAAUCUGAACCGACUGCGCCAUAUUCUCCAAGCUUAAGUCCUGAUCAAAACCUAGAAAUAGAUGAAGAUCGAGCUACCGAUCCUGUUGAGCCCGCUCCAGAACCUAUCAAACAAACUGUCCUAGCUCCACAACCAAAACCUGUCCGUCGACCCGUCUCUACAAUCCUGAUUAAACCAAAGCCAAAUAAAGGAAACAAGAUGAUGCUGAAAUCCUACGGUGUUCCCCUUCUCCCGAAGCCCCCGAGCAUGACACAGAACGGCGUGAACCCAUGUGUCUGUAACAUAAAGGCAAUGGUUGCUUGCCAGAACUGUGGUAUAUUCUGCCAUGAUGAUUGUAUCAGUCCUAGUAACCUUUGCCUUACCUGUCUGAUCAGAUAGAAUCCUUUAACCUUAGAAAUUUAUAGAUCAGGUUAAGCAGGAAUAAUCCAUCAUAAGCUGUUCGUUCUUGUCAGGGAAUACAGCCCCUCAGAUACUGGCUACUUCGUUUCACUAUACAUGGAAAACCUGGAACAAAAAUUUAUUCGUAAAAUUUAUAUCAAUGAAAUUCAUACUAAAUCUGUUCUGUUAUAUAUUUAUUUGUCGGCUCGUUGGUAUCGUCAUGAUAAUAAACACAAUAUAGAAAU